AUGGCACCUACUGGACCCAUCACCACCCCGCUCACCACCCGGUUGGGCAUCAAGCACCCCGUCAUCCUCGCGGGCAUGGCACACGUCGCGGGCGGCAAGCUGGCGGCGGCCGUGUCCAACGCAGGCGGCCUCGGCGUCAUCGGCGGCAUCAUGUACUCGCCCAACCAGCUGCGCGAGAUCAUUGCCGAGAUGAAGUCGCUGCUCACGAGCCCCGACCUGCCGUGGGGCAUCGACCUGGCGCUACCUAAGAUUGGCGACAGCGCGCGCAAGACCAACCACGACUACACUAACGGCAAGCUAGACGAGCUCAUCGACCUGACGAUUGAGAGCGGCGCGCACGUCUUCGUGUCGGCCAUCGGUACCCCCCCAAAGGCAGUCAUCGACCGCCUCCACAAGGCCAACAUUAUCGUUAUGAACAUGGUCGGGCACCCUAAGCACGCCAAGAAGGCGCUGGACCUCGGCGUCGACGUGGUGAUCCCGCAGGGCAGCGAGGGCGGCGGCCACGCGAGCAGCAUCGCGACGUCGAUCCUCAUCCCCGCUGUCGUGGAUAUUGCCAAAAACUACAGGCCGCCGCUGCUGCGCGGCCAGACGGCCAUGGUGGUGGCCGCGGGGGGCAUUUCCAACGGGCGCGGUCUCGCGGCGUCGCUGGUCAACGGCGCGGUCGGCGUCUGGGUCGGCACGCGCUUUGUUGCCUCCGUCGAGGGCAACACGAGCGAAGAGCACAAGAAGGAGGUGGUGAGCUGCACGUAUGACCAGACGGAGCCCACGCUCGUCAUCUCAGGCCGUCCGCUGCGCCUCAAGGUCAACGAGUACAUCGAGGGCUGGCACAAGCGGCCGGAGGAGAUCCGCGCCCUCUGCGACAAGGGCAUCGUGCCGUUUGAGCACGACCUGGACGAGGGUCGGGACUUUGACUUUCCGCACAUCAUGGGCCAGGUGGCUGGUUCCAUCAACUCAAUCGAGCCCGCCGCCAAGAUUGUCGACGACAUGGUCAAGGAGGCUGUGCAUGUGCUGCAGGUUGGCAACUCGUAUUUGUCCAGCACAAGCCGCCUUUAG
Cordyceps militaris CM01 is the source of this 1053-nucleotide messenger RNA. Its product is annotated as oxidoreductase. Gene Ontology annotation, molecular function: nitronate monooxygenase activity. The transcript has a single exon. The record is from RefSeq and is a predicted model, not a curated record. NCBI's taxonomy places the organism in Eukaryota, Fungi, Ascomycota, Sordariomycetes, Hypocreales, Cordycipitaceae. Bases 1 to 1053 code for a protein of 350 amino acids.